CCUUUAGCUCCAAUGGCGACAACUCCCAAAACCUUGAAGCUGAAGCCAAAACCCAGAUCCACAAUUUUGAUUCUCCUCAUCUUCUUAUCAGUCAUUGCGUUUCUUUGCAUGUUCUCCGCUCUUUUCUCAAUAAAUGGCUUCUCCUUCUCUUCUUCAUUCUCCCUCAGAAACUUAAAAAGACCCAGGAACAAGAGACAACACACUCUUCAUGAAAAGUACUUGUAUUGGGGUGGCAGAAUUGACUGCCCCGGUAAAGUCUGUGAACCUUGUGCUGGCCUUGGUCAUCAAGAAUCUAGCCUCAGGUGUGCCCUUGAAGAAGCCAUGUUUUUGAAAAGAACUUUAGUUAUGCCUUCUAGGAUCUGUAUCAAUCCGAUGCACAAUGCGAAAGGCAUUCUUCAUCAAUCUGACAAUAAAAGUUCAGAGGAAAGGCGGGCAGAUAACUCUUGUGCUAUUGAAUCUUUGUACGAUGUGGAUCUUAUAUCUGAAACUGUACCGGUGAUUCUAGACGAUUCGAAAAUGUGGUAUCGGGUACUAAUGACAAGUAUGAAGUUGGGAGCUAGAGGGGUUGCACAUGUGGAAGGCGUUAGUCGAGUUGAUCUCAGAAAUGAUACUCGCUACUCAAAUCUCUUGCUCAUCAAUCGAACUGCUAAUCCCCUGUCAUGGUUCAUGGAAUGCAAGGAUCGAAAAAACCGGAGUGCUAUACUGCUGCCACAUUCAUUUCUUCCAUCAAUGGCUGCAGAAAAAUUGAGGGAUGCAGCUGAACAGAUAAAGGCACUCCUUGGUGAUUAUGAUGCCAUGCAUGUUCGUAGAGGUGAUAUACUGAAAACCAGGAAGGACAAGAAUGGGGUUGAAAGAACCCUACAUCCUCAUCUGGACAGGGAUACACGCCCAGAGUUUAUUCUCUGCAGGAUUAAAGAAUGGGUUCCACCUGGACGAACCCUUUUUAUUGCUUCAAAUGAGAGAACACCUGGAUUCUUUUCACCACUCUCCGUCAGAUACAAAUUAGCAUAUUCAUCAAACUUUAGUCAGAUCCUGGAUCCUGUGAUUGAGAAUAACUACCAGUUAUUCAUGGUUGAGAGGCUUGUCUUGGUUGGAGCCAAAACAUUCAUUAACACAUACAAGGAGGAUGAAAAUGAUCUCAGCCUGACUGAUGAUCCAAAGAAGAACACCAAGAAUUGGCAAAUACCUGUUUAUACCAUGGAUAGAGAUCAGGAGUGCUGAUAUUACAUUUACCCGAGUUCCCUUUGUGAUUCAACCCACUAGUUUUCCACUGAUAGCAUGGCACUCGGAUGUAUGGCCAUACUUUGAUGCCAAGAUAUGCACUUACAGUGUGUUAUCGAAAUGUUGUAGCUUAGUGAGAGAAUAAGAUUGUGGGUGAAAAUGAGAACCUCACGGAUUUGUGGUAAAAUGUGAUACAGGUUGUAUGUGCUGUUUAAUCAUAUUCUUUUCAAAUUACAUAGAAAUUGAAAUCCAUUUUUUUUUUUUAUGUACAGCUUUUGGGCACUUGCAGUUGACUGCAAUUUUUUA
Messenger RNA from Pistacia vera, 1527 nucleotides. RefSeq lists its product as uncharacterized. The coding region runs from base 13 to 1221 and encodes 402 amino acids. The record is from RefSeq and is a predicted model, not a curated record. Gene Ontology annotation, cellular component: Golgi apparatus. Lineage: Eukaryota; Viridiplantae; Streptophyta; Magnoliopsida; Sapindales; Anacardiaceae. The transcript is spliced from 6 exons.